Peromyscus eremicus (cactus mouse) is the source of this 1613-nucleotide messenger RNA. RefSeq names its product TUB like protein 3 (gene Tulp3). The record is from RefSeq and is a predicted model, not a curated record. The transcript has 11 exons. Gene Ontology annotation, cellular component: cilium. Bases 76 to 1470 code for a protein of 464 amino acids. Gene Ontology annotation, biological process: protein localization to cilium. NCBI's taxonomy places the organism in Eukaryota, Metazoa, Chordata, Mammalia, Rodentia, Cricetidae.
ACCUCCUCCAUCCUCUCCAGCCCGGCGGCGGCGGUGACUCGGGGUCUGGACGCUGAUGCCACCGGACGGGCGGGUAUGGAGGCGGCGCGCUGCGCACCGGGACCCGGCGCGGACAGUGCCUUUGAAGAUGAGACACUGAGGCUUCGACAGCUGAGGCUGGACAAUCAGAGGGCGCUGCUGGAGAAGAAGCAGAGAAAGAAGCGCCUUGAGCCACUUAUGGUACAACCAAACCCAGAAGCCAGGCUGCGACGGUUAAAGCCGCGAGGUGGUGAGGAGCACACGCCUCUGGUGGACCCUCAGACGCCUCGAAGCGAUGUUAUCCUACAUGGCAUUGAUGGUCCAGCUGCUUUCCUUAAGCCAGAGGCUCAGGAUUUGGAAAGCAAGCCUCAUGUUCUCUCAGUGGGCUCCCCGGGCUCCCCUGCUCCAGAAGAGGGCACUGAAGGAGGUGCAGAUGGGGAAAGCCCUGUGGAGACUUCCCCGAAGCCAGACCUUCAGGAGAUUCUCCAGAAACACGGCAUCUUGGGUAGCGUGAACUACGAUGAGGAGACUGACAAUGAGGAAGAGGAAGGGGACAAUCUCAGCUCCCCGUCAGCUCAGUCAGAAAGAGAGAGUUCCGCAGCCAGCCAGAAAGUAGCCUCGGAGACAGGGGCUUCUGGUGUCACAGCCCAGCAAGGGGAUGCCCAGCUUGGAGAAGUGGAGAAUUUAGAGGACUUCGCAUACAGCCCUGCCCCUCGGGGUGUCACAGUGAAGUGUCGGGUAACCAGGGAUAAGAAGGGCAUGGACCGUGGCCUCUUCCCUACCUACUAUAUGCACCUGGAGAAGGAGGAGAAUCGCAAGAUAUUUCUUCUUGCUGGUAGGAAGCGGAAAAAGAGCAAAACAUCCAACUACCUGGUCUCCACAGACCCGACAGAUUUGUCUCGUGAAGGGGAAAGUUACAUUGGCAAGCUCAGAUCCAAUCUCAUGGGGACCAAGUUCACAGUGUAUGACCAUGGUGUCAACCCAGUCAAGGCCCAGGGUCUGGUGGAAAAGGCCCACACCCGCCAGGAGCUGGCCGCCAUCUGCUAUGAAACCAAUGUACUGGGUUUUAAAGGUCCUAGGAAAAUGUCUGUGAUCAUUCCGGGGAUGAAUAUGAAUCAUGAACGCAUCCCAUUUCGGCCGCGAAAUGAACAUGAGAGCUUGCUUUCAAAGUGGCAAAACAAAUCCAUGGAGAACCUGAUUGAACUGCACAACAAGGCCCCGGUGUGGAGUGACGACACCCAGUCCUAUGUCCUCAACUUCCACGGGAGGGUCACUCAGGCGUCAGUGAAGAACUUUCAGAUAGUCCAUGGAAAUGACCCUGACUACAUAGUCAUGCAGUUUGGACGUGUGGCUGAUGAUGUGUUCACACUGGACUAUAACUACCCACUGUGUGCACUUCAAGCCUUUGCCAUCGGACUGUCCAGCUUUGACAGCAAGCUGGCAUGUGAAUGAGAAGCAGCAAGUAGGAAACUUCCACACCACAGAGCCUUCAGGAGCAGAAAGCAGCUGCCCUUGACCUGCCCCAGCACAAGAAGAGCAACAGUCUGCUCCUUUCGGGGAUGAUCGAGUGUGUGUGAAUGUGAGUGUGUGCGUGU